Lottia gigantea (owl limpet) is the source of this 999-nucleotide messenger RNA. RefSeq lists its product as hypothetical. The transcript has a single exon. The coding region runs from base 1 to 999 and encodes 332 amino acids. Lineage: Eukaryota; Metazoa; Mollusca; Gastropoda; Lottiidae. The record is from RefSeq and is a predicted model, not a curated record.
AUGUUCACCCUGGUGUAUGUUCACCCCGGUAUAUAUUCACCCUGGUAUAUGUUCACCCUGGUGUAUGUUCACCCCGGUGUAUGUUCACCCUGGUGUAUGUCCACCCUGGUAUAUAUUCACCCUGGUAUAUGUUCACCCUGGUAUAUGUUCACCCCGGUAUAUAUUCACCCUGGUAUAUAUUCACCCUGGUGUAUGUCCACCCUGUUAUAUAUUCACCAUGAUAUAUGUUCACCCUGGUAUAUGUUCACCCUGGUAUAUGUCCACCCCGGUAUAUAUUCACCCUGGUAUAUAUUCACCCUGGUGUAUGUUCACCCUGGUAUAUAUUCACCCUGGUAUAUGUUCACCCUGGUAUAUGUUCACCCUGGUGUAUGUCCACCCUGUUAUAUAUUCACCCUGGUAUAUGUUCACUCUGGUAUAUGUCCACCCCGGUAUAUAUUCACCCUGGUAUAUAUUCACCCUGGUAUAUGUUCACCCUGGUGUAUGUCCACCCUGUUAUAUAUUCACCCUGGUAUAUGUUCACUCGGGUAUAUGUCCACCCCGGUAUAUAUUCACCCUGGUAUAUAUUCACCCUGGUAUAUGUUAACCCUGGUAUAUAUUCACCCUGGAAUAUAUUCACCCCUGUGUAUGUUCACCCUGGUAUAUAUUCACCCUGGUAUAUGUUCACCCUGGUGUAUGUUCACGCUGGUAUAUGUCCAACCUGGUAUAUGUUCAUCCUUGUGUAUGUUCAACCUGGUAUAUGUUCACCCUGAUGUAUGUUCACCCUGGUAUAUGUCCAACCUGGUAUAUGUUCAUCCUUGUGUAUGUUCAACCUGGUAUAUGUUUACCCUGGUAGUGGAAAUAUAUCAGGGCGGUCAUAUAUACCCUCCGCGGGUUGUAGAAGUGUUUACCCAAUCCCUCAAUACCAUCGUUCUCUAUCUGGCAAUGGAUUGUGCAUUUAGAUCAGGAUUUGGGAAUUCCUUCUUUGAGACUUUAAUUGUUGAUAACAAAGUCCUCAGUUAA